Diabrotica balteata is the source of this 2269-nucleotide messenger RNA. The record is from the annotation of a GenBank genome assembly. NCBI's taxonomy places the organism in Eukaryota, Metazoa, Arthropoda, Insecta, Coleoptera, Chrysomelidae.
GCACCACAUUUGAAAAAUUGAUUUAUUUGGUAUGUUGUAAAUUAUCAAGAAAGGGUUCGGAAUGACUGCAACAUACACCGAAAUAAUUUUAGCGAGUUGUAUCUUAAUCCUCCCGUUUCUUUAUGAAGCAAGUUCAGCUUUCAGAUACCACUUAAAAUUUUUCCUUUAUUAUGCCUUGGUUAUGGUAAAUUCAGUUAUACUCAUCCCCGUUUACUGCUUUAUGCCUGGAAAUGUGAAAAAUUUGCUAUUAGCUAGUGAUUUUUGUCGAUGGAUUACAACUCUUCUCGGCAUAAGAUGGGUGUUGCGAGGGAAAGAAAAUUUGGAGAAGGACCAGGCGUGUAUCAUCGUUUCAAACCACCAAAGUUCUUUAGAUAUUAUGGGCAUGUUCCAAUUUUGGCGGGUGAUGGACAAAUGCACCGUCAUCGCCAAAAAGGAGCUACUGUACACCGGACCUUUUGGCCUGGCGGCUUAUUUGUGCGGUCUCAUUUUUAUACCUCGGGUGCACGCCGAAAGGGCGAAGAUCAUCAUGAACGAAGCUGCUCAAAAAAUUAAGACUGAUAAGGUUAAACUAUGGGUAUUUCCAGAAGGUACUAGACGAAACGACGGGAAGAUUCACCCUUUCAAAAAGGGCGCGUUCCACAUGGCCAUAACUCACAAGUUACCUAUUUUGCCGGUGGUAUAUUCCCGGUACUACUUCUUAGAUAAGGAUAUCAAAAGAUUUGAUCACGGAAAGGUAAUUGUGACAGCCUUACCCCAAAUCGAAACAGCAAACUUGACGACGGACGACUUGGAGGACCUGAUGGAAAGAACGAGAGCUUUAAUGCAAUCUGCCUUCAACGAAGCCACCAAAGAAGUGACCGACGGAUACAUUCCCAACUCUAGUCAGAAAGUGAAAGUAACAUGAAAUUUGCCCGAUUGUCUCGAGCCUAAAGGUAUAGGUAGCUAGUUUUUACGUUUUUUCGGAAAACUUCAGCACUUUUUUAGUUUAGUGAUCAGGAUUUGUAUGUAUGUGAUAUUUGGGACGGUUUCGAGUAUAUUUUUACGACAAAACUAUUUUUAGGUGCAUCGACGUUUUAAAAAUCUUGACCGGAUGCCUUUUAUGUGAUUUUUUACACUAGAUUUAUGAUUGUAGAUUGUUUAAACUAAAUCCAAACACACGAAAAAUAGUUGUUAGUUCCACCAAUCACAAUAUCCGCUUGUAUCAACAAUUUAAAACAAUCUAAACAUCACAAAUGAGCAGAUUGCUUUAAAAGUACGAUUAAUUUUAUAUAAAGAAAAAUACAAACAAUAUUUCUGUGAGAAUAGGCUUCGAACAUGCGCAGACAAGGCCUAAUAGAAUUUAAGAUCAUUUUUUUUUAACAAUCGAAGACGUAUGAUGGUUGAUCAUAGACAAUACGUAGCUAUCAUAGUUUACGAAUAAAGUGUUUCUGUAUCUGUUGGAAUGUUGGCUGCACUAAUUCAUGGACCAACAAACAUAUCGCGCAAGCACACAGUGACCAAAGAACUAUACUCAAAUACUUCACUAAAAUAUUUGCACAAUAAUAAUAGAAAAGUUUUUAGGAUUUCUAGUGAAUUUUUUUACAAAAUAUUAUGUGAAUGACACAAUUAAUUUAUUGCAUACCUUUCAUACAUAAAAUGUCGAUCAUAUUCUGUUGAAAUAAUGUCUCGAUUUAAUAUUGGUAGAACUAAUGAACCAUUCGAGUGAUUUUAUUUUAUUUAGUAACUUUAAGAAUAAACUUAGUUCUUUUUUAUACUCAAAAUUUGUAAUUUUUGAAGACAAAAAAUAUUUCUGGGUAUUAUAAAAAAUAAACAAAAAAAUGUAUAAAGGUGCCAUUUUAUAAGCAGAUCUAGUCAAUGUGUAUUAAUAUUUUUAUUCGAUUUUAUAAUCUGGUUAAAUACAGUAAAAUGAAUAGGAAAAUGAGUACUUUCCUAAAGUUCGUUAUUUCGAUUCAUUACAAACGCCAUUCUAAUAUAUUUCCCUUUCUGUCUUGCUAUAAACUUGAAAAUUUUCCUUUAUUACUUUUACUGUAUUAUAAUCUUUGUUAAUUUGGCAACUGUGUUAAUUUUGCUCUUUAUUUUUUCUCUAUGUCGAUUUUAAAUAAUUUGUAGGGUUAUAUUGAAUUUGUACUAUGAUGAUAAUAUUAUAAACGCAAUAUGGAACGCAAUAUUUGUUUUUUGUGUAAAUGUAUUAUGUAAUUUUCACUUUUUACUCUUCUGACAUUAAAAAUAUUUAUUUUGUAAAGAAUAAUAAAUAAAGAUGUUUAUAGAA